UUAAGUUAUUUAUUAGUUAUUAGUUAUUAUUUAGUUAUUAACUAACUAGUUACUCUGUAGUUACUCUUCUUCUGUCAUCAUGAUUGCUCCCUCAUCACAUUCGAUUCGUUUCCAGCUCGUUCACACACAGCAGCUGUUGAACGCCUCGCCCCGAAUAUUCCCUAAAUUAUUCCAGAUCUUCAUCACCCGCAACAUGAGUACUGCUCAAUUGGCGUAUCAACCCCCCUCCAUCAAUAAUAUUGAGGAUGUUGAGAACUAUCGAAAGGGUGGAUUUCACCCUGUCCAACUUGGUGAUGCUUUUUCUCACGGAAGAUACCGCGUGCUGCACAAAUUAGGCUUCGGGGGAAGCUCAACUGUAUGGUUGGCCCGGGAUGAACUAUCACAACGGCUUGUAUCCCUGAAAAUUCUUACAGCGGAGAGAUCAAAUGCCUGCCCUGAACCUGAAAUUCUUCGCUAUCUUCAAAACAAUCCAUCCCACACAUUAGGCCGUGAAUACAUCUUGCCACUGCAUGACUGCUUUCACACAGAGGGGCCUAAUGGCCGUCAUACCUGCCUUGUAUCACUGUUUGCUGGCCCCAGUUUAAGCCAACUAUCAGAAUCACCCGGCCAGCCUGGAGGAUGUCGCCGCCUGCGAGGCCAUGCCUCACGCCAAAUUGCAAAGCAGGUAGGGCUAGCUAUAGAAUUUUUACACUCUCAGGGUGUUGUUCAUGGAGACCUCACUGCAUCAAACAUUCUUUUCCAGCUGGCCGAUAUCAAAUGGUCAGAUCAAGAUAUAACAAAGCAAUUCGGGCCUCCAGUCACAGAGAGUCUACGCCCCCUUUCUGCAGAACAGAGUGUUUGCGCGCCGGAAUUUUUGGUCGCGCCCCUUCAGAUCUCAGACCUUGACACCCGCCAUUUCACCGGGAACAUUCAACUGAUUGAUUUUGGGGAAUCUUUUCUAUCAAACUCCCCCCCUGCCACGGGAGUCAGGACUCCAUUCUCAUAUCUUGCGCCCGAGGGGAUAUUUGAUGCCAAGGCCAGUGUAUGGGCCGAUCUCUGGGCGCUGGGAUGCAUCAUCUAUGAAAUCCGCGCCGGGACACAGCUAUUUGCUUCCUUUUUUGGUGGACCAGACGAGGUACUUCGGCAAAUCGUCCAGACAUUUGGAAAAUUACCAGAGCCCUGGUGGAGUGCCUGGACAGCGCGCCAGACUUAUUUCAACAACAAUGAUGGAAAGCCGAGGGAUUCAUGGCUGAAUGGAAUACCACUGGCAGUGGAGUAUCCACUGGGCCAGCAGGUUAGGGAUAUUGGGGCGGAAGACGGACAGGUUGAUCUGGACUCCUAUUCAACACAUAGCUGGCUUGAACCGCUGGGGACGCGCUUGACAGAAGCUGAGGCCAGCGAGCUUGAGGAUUUACUGUUUAAACUUCUUCAGUUUUCACCAGAGAAACGUCUUUCUGCUGGCCAGGUUGUCAAACACCCUUGGCUUCAAGGUGUUGAAUAAUAAAUUCUUCCCCCUGCAGUAGAAAGUGUUAGCCCUCUCAUGUGCCCAUGUUGACCAGUCGAUCACCAAAGAAUCAGUAGUGGAGCCUGGCUACACUGUUAUAGAUCUUACAAUACUAUAAAGAUGUUGUGUACAAGUAAAUAAUCGGAAUACUCUAUUUGGGGGCAUUCAAGAUCUAGCAUGUCAAUCACUUUUCUUGAGACAAUUGCUCUAAACAUUCCCUUCUUUUCCUGCCUUCAUAUGAACAGAUACCGCACUGUCUGAUCACAGCAAAACAUCUUUCUCUGUCUUUCAACCACCAGGCCACUUGAACAUGUCCAGAGGUCUAAACUGAUUGUAAUGCAUCUUGUUCUUGAUGAGGCUGAGGACUCGGGGUGAGUAAAUAAACAAAGUGUGGCGAGCUCUGAAAGUAGGUGCCACGCCCUUCGCAAGGGGUGAUAGGAGACUAUACUGAAUGUGCUAGCGGUAUGACACUUGGGUUGCUCGAAUGAUCCAGUUUCUUGGCCCAUAUGAACAUUUACCAGGCGC
Messenger RNA from Blastomyces dermatitidis ER-3, 2008 nucleotides. RefSeq names its product CMGC/SRPK protein kinase. The coding region runs from base 80 to 1480 and encodes 466 amino acids. Lineage: Eukaryota; Fungi; Ascomycota; Eurotiomycetes; Onygenales; Ajellomycetaceae. The record is from RefSeq and is a predicted model, not a curated record. The transcript is spliced from 2 exons. Gene Ontology annotation, molecular function: ATP binding; protein kinase activity. Gene Ontology annotation, biological process: regulation of mRNA processing; spliceosomal complex assembly; protein phosphorylation.